Molecule: messenger RNA, 1780 nt
Organism: Protomyces lactucae-debilis
Lineage: Eukaryota; Fungi; Ascomycota; Taphrinomycetes; Taphrinales; Protomycetaceae
Exons: 1
Coding region: 175-1683 (502 amino acids)
Biological process (GO): protein deubiquitination
Molecular function (GO): cysteine-type deubiquitinase activity; zinc ion binding
Source: RefSeq, a predicted model, not a curated record
GUGACGACACAGCAGCAACACCCAGGAAGCUCAAUAUAGAACACAGCAGCUGGCACUGACAGGGACAGGAAGGGGGAUACUCUGCUGCUCCCUCAGGCAUAUACAGUGACAUAACCAGCUAUUAGCUACACUCCCCCACUGCUUCGUUUCUGCUGAUUACCCACAAUCUGGUGGAUGACUCAGCAACACCAGCCAGAAGCACCCGAACCGCUAGCCAAGAAGCGCAAGCUAGAGACUGCAGAGGAUGCUACAGAUAACAAAGGUGCUCAGACUAUACCCAUGUAUCCUGCGCGAGAGAAGGAGAACCCCAAUCUGUACCUGGAGACAGUCCACAGAGAGCUACUCGAGCCAGAUGCUGCAAGGCUAUGCUCCGUAACGCUGGCAGAUACAAACGUCUAUGCCUGUCUCAGCUGUGGCGAGUAUCUACAAGGACGUGGCAAGGCGACGCCAGCAUAUGCGCACUCGCUGGAUACAGACCACCGUCUAUUCUUGCGCACAACCGACUCUGUCAUUUAUGUGCUUCCCGAGGGUUCUCUCUGCAAGUCUCUGCUGCUCCACGACAUCAAACAAGCGUACAAUCCUUUCUACUCGCAGACCGAUCUCAAUGGUCUAGACACGCUUGAACUUCACGAGACAAGACCCGGCAUCUACCAUGGUCCUGGUCUGAUUCCCAUCCACAAGCUCGGCAGGGACGGUGCGCUCAAUGCGAUCUUUCAUGCUCUGUCCCAUGUUCGCAUCCUACGCAGCAAGCUCCUCCAAUUGCCAAACGACAGGGACUAUUACGCUGGCUUGCCGCCACUCCUGCAAGAACUAUCCCUCCUUUUCCGCAAACUUUGGCGUCGUGGAUUGCGCAAUCAUGUCUCUGCAGUCCAAGCAGCCGCUCGUAUGUCUCACACCUCACUCGGAGUCUUUGCGCAGGAGAAGAAACUAGUCCCUGCACUUGUGCUGGCUUUCCUAUUGGACACAUUGCAUCGCCAGCUCGGCGGCUCUCGAACAAAACCAGCGCCUAUUAGCAUGGACACUGCCGACGAGAAAAUCGAAUUGCCAAGGUGUGCGAAGCAUACUAUUAUCUCAACAGGGAUGCAAGGUGUCUUACUGAUUCAAACUCAAAAGAUACAGGAGUUGACCGAUGCACAGGCACCGCAAUUGAGGUUUCGCGACGAUCCAAAUGCAGAGGCGACACUUGUACCGUACAAGAUCCUUGCGUUAACGCUUCCACCCAUUCCUGUCUUCGCCGGUGGUGAUCCCGGAGCCGUUUCUGCCCAGUUGUGUGUGACAUUGACAACCUUACUCGAACGCUAUAGUGGAAAUCAAUUUGAACAACUCGGCAAUACACGCAGGCGUUACAAGUUGCUCUUCCUCCCGGAAAAGACGCUCAUCUUCUCUAUUCAACGCACUGUGGAGGGUGAAGCGCACCGCAACAGGGUGAUUGUGCAACUGCCAAUCACGAUUGAUAUGUCACCACUGCUUGUCAAGCCACAAGGACCAGCCCUCUUUGAUCUGUUUACAGUAAUUAUGCAAGACCCUCUGACAGAUGACUGGUUUGCUUAUACCAAACGCAUGGUUGGCACACAAGCAAGGUGGUUUAAGGUUUGCGCUGGUAUGGAAGCGAGGCAGGUUCCGGCAUCCGAGCUGUUUGUGGGUGAAGCGAACAUUGCAUUUUAUGAACGCCAAACAAGCUGAAGCAUGCUUGUACUUUUAGCAUAGUUGCUUACCUAAUCCAUUGUUGAACUGUACUACACUUCACAAGGCAGUCAUGAGUGCUAGAGACAGUAUUGAA